AUGGCUUCUCACGCUAGCCCUCCGCAUAUCACCGUCCUGGGCUCUCUCAAUAUGGAUCUCGUUUCUUACGUCCCACAUCAUCCCCUGCCUGGUGAAACACUUACUUCAAGUCACUUCAAUACUUCGCCUGGAGGCAAAGGCGCCAACCAGGCUGUGGCAUGUGGCAAGCUUUCCCGCGACUCCGACCUGAGCAGCCCUUCGGCUACUAUCUCAAUGGUCGGUGCCGUUGGCGCGGAUCCAUAUGGUACUCUUCUCCUUGACAGCCUUCGCUCUUUUGGUGUUGUCGUUGAUGCGGUCGCCGUUCGAGAGGAUCAGAAGUCUGGCCUGGCCAUUAUCAUUGUUGAUGAACCGACGGGCCAGAAUCGAAUCAUCGUGUCUCCUGAGGCGAACCACUCUCUUCAACCAGCUGAGUUCAAAACUCUCCCUGGGCCCCGCCCCGAUCUUCUUAUUAUGCAGCUCGAAAUUCCUUUUGAAACGGUCAUGCAGGCUUUGAAGGCUGCUAAGAAAGAUGGUGUUCCCGUUCUGCUCAACCCAGCCCCGGCCCAGCCCUUGCCUGUGGAUGCGUAUGAUGGGCUAGCCCAUCUCGUGGUUAAUGAAACAGAAGCAGCCAUCCUUGCCGACUGCGCCGAGUCUGAGCUUGAUGAUAUUGACGGCUUGAACCGCGUUGGUCGUGUCUUCAUCGAUCGUGGGGUUUGCAAUGUCAUUAUCACUUUGGGAGGACGCGGCGUCUACUUCGUCAACAACCGCGGUCAGAGUGCAUUGCUCCCUGCAACCAAGACGACUGUGGUGGAUACCACAGCCGCUGGCGACACCUUUGUUGGCUCUUACGCUUUGGCCGCAGUGGCCGCCAAAGAUGGUCAGUUUGACAUUGAGGCUGCUGUCACUGCGGCGAACCGCGCUGCUGCCUUGACCGUUGCGCGAAAAGGCGCCCAGAUCUCUAUCCCUUGGAAGGACGAACUAUAG
Messenger RNA from Fusarium sp. VM40, 963 nucleotides. NCBI's taxonomy places the organism in Eukaryota, Fungi, Ascomycota, Sordariomycetes, Hypocreales, Nectriaceae. The record is from the annotation of a GenBank genome assembly.